Vigna unguiculata (cowpea) is the source of this 2157-nucleotide messenger RNA. The record is from RefSeq and is a predicted model, not a curated record. NCBI's taxonomy places the organism in Eukaryota, Viridiplantae, Streptophyta, Magnoliopsida, Fabales, Fabaceae.
AUGUGCAUCCAAUAUCCAGAUGGAGAAUGUGAGCUUAAGUCUGGGUUAAUCCAUCUUUUACCCAAAUUCCAUGGAUUAGCAGGAGAAGACCCGUACCAUCAUUUGAAGGAAUUUCAUGUUGUUUGUUCAUCCAUGAGACCUACAACAGUGACAGAGGAACAUAUCAAGCUUAAGGCUUUUCCAUUCUCAUUGCAAGAUGCCGCUAAGAAUUGGUUAUACUGCCUUCUGCCAGGAUCCAUCAAUACUUGGGAGACUCUGAAAAGAUUAUUUUUGGAAAAGUUUUUUCCAGCAUCUAGAGUUGCUGCUAUUCGCAAAGAUAUUUAUGGGAUAAGGCAACAAGAAAGAGAAAGUCUUCACGAGUAUUGGGAAAGAUUCAAAAAGUUAUGUGCUUCUUGUCCUCAUCACCAAAUAAACGAGCAUCUCCUCAUUCAAUACUUUUAUGAGGGAUUGAGUAUCAUGGAUAGACAAAUGAUAGAUGCUGCAAGUGGAGGGUCAUUGGUGGACAAAACGCCAACAAAUGCAAGACAAUUGAUUGAAACUAUGGCAUCGAACCAUCAACAAUUUUCCACAAGGAGUAAUUCUAUAACUCUAUUGAAGGGAACCCAUGGAGUAGAAGCUUCAUAUGUUGCAGAUCACAAGAAAUUAGAAGGGAAGUUGGAUGACUUAGCGGCAAUGGUAAGGACCUUGACAGACUUACAGAAAAAGCCUAUCCCUUCUACUUUAUGUGGAAUUUGUGCUUCUACUAAUCAUCCUACAGAGGCUUGUUCUAUGUUAAAAGAGACAGGGACGUUAGACAAUGAACAACCUCAGGCAUAUGCUGCAAACAUCUAUGGCAAUAAUAGACCACCUCGGCAGCAAUACAACCAUGAUUUGUCCUCCAACAAGUACAACCCAGAUUGGAAGGAAUAUCCUAGCCAGAAAUGGGGAAAUCAACAGCCUCAACACCAACAAGUCUAUGUUCCACCUCAACAGAGGCAACAACCACAACCAGCUGCAACCUCUGGUGAUUCAAACAUGGAGGCAAUGAUGAAAAUGAUGGCUGAUAUGAUGAAGGGACAAAUCAAUGAGUUGAAACAGACGAUGGAAGCAACCAAUCAAAACUUGCAGAACCAGAUUGGACAAAUGGCAAAUGAGUUAAAUCAGAUGAAGUCUCAACAAGGCUCGAGCAAUUUGCCUGCACAAACUGUAAUCAACCCGAGAAAUGUAAGUGCUAUUACUUUAAGAUCGGAUAAGGACAAUGAAGUUGUACCUAAUGAUGAAAGAGGAAGAUCAGAUGAAGCAACACAAGCAACAUCUGAAAUACCUGCACCCAGUGAUAACUCCAGGUUGGUAUCCCCUAAUACUUCCUCUGAAAAUCCUUCUCCUUAUUCUCCUCCUCCUCCCUAUCCAAACCGUUUGAAACCAAAAACUAAAAAGAUGGAGGAGUUAGACAAAGAAAUCCUGAAUACUUUCAAGAAAGUGGAGAUAAACAUUCCUUUGUUGGAUGCUGUGAGACAAAUUCCUAAAUACGCCAAGUUUCUCAAAGAAUUAUGUACACAUAAAAGGCGUAUUAUGGACAAAGAGGUAGUGAACAUGGGAAGAAAUGUCUCUAGCUUAAUUAAGAAGCCUGCAGUCAGAAUGCCGCAAAAGUGUAAGGAUCCAGGUAUGUUUUCUGUUCCCUGCAUUAUAGGAAGUACUAAGUUUGACAAUGCUAUGUUAGAUUUAGGAGCUUCCAUUAAUGUAAUGCCUUUAUCUGUUUUUACUUCACUUCAUCUUGGACCUCUUAAGUCUACUGGUGUGGUCAUUCAAUUGGCCAACCGUAGCACAGUUAACCCUGCAGGUGUGCUAGAAGAUGUGCUUGUCCGUGUGGACAAGUUAAUUUUUCCUGCAGAUUUCUACAUCUUGGAUAUGAAGGACGAUGAAGGAAUGAGUUCAACCACAAUUAUCUUGGGAAGACCAUUCAUGAUGACAGCACGUACCAAGAUAGACGUGCAUGCAGGAUCCUUGACUAUGGAGAUAGGAGAUGAGAAGGUGCAGUUUAACGUGCUAGAAGCCAUGAAGCACCCAAUUGAAGACCAUUCUUUGUUUUGCAUUGAUUUAUUGAGUAAUGUAGUGAACAAUUAUGCUUUUGGACUUUUGGACGUUUUAUCUGGUUUUUCUUCUUCUUUGGAUUUUUCU